GAGCUCCAGAAUUUCGGCUCUUGGCUCCCGCCGGGGGCGGAACCAGAUUCGAGCGACAAGCUAGCGGGCUUGUACUGGGCGGGCCUAGCUCUAGCAGCCAAUAGAAGGCCUGGGGUGCGGAGCCGGUGGCUGGGAGGCGAGGCGCUGGAGCUUCGGGGCUCCCCCACUCCCCAUCCCCAGGCUGCUCUUCCCGGCCUCACCCCCGCCCGGCCCUCAGUCCUACCCACCUCAGUCCAGGCUGGAAGAGCUGGCGCUCGCGGCUGCGGCUGCAACUGCAGUGGCUGCACGGUAGCUGGCCCCGGCUCGCGCCUCAGACUGAGCUACCGGCCUCUGCUCGCACCUGCCGCGGUCACAGGCAGGGCCUGGGGGUUCCCUCCUCAUCCCGUCCUCCUGCCGGCUGCUGCCAUCCUUACACUCUCUGCCAGCUCGGCACCUCGCAAAGGAUUAAGGAGGCAAGGAGCUCACAUCAUCCAAGGAGGUGGCUCUGCAGAUAGCCCAGCCGACGGCUGGAGCACUCCGAUGCCCCAUGUCCAAAGCGAGUGGACCAGUUGACUGAAUGACGGGCCAUCUCUCAGUCGGGCAGGGCCCCUCCAUGCCAGCAUGAACUCCAGGAUCCUGUCGGCUAGAGGCUGGCUUGGCAGCCGCCCACCCACCUCUGAACCUGGCCUGGCACCUGCCACAGAUGGGUCAGCCUCUGAGACCACCACCCUCAGCCCAGAAGCUACCAGCUUUAAUGCCACAAGAGUCCCUGAUAUGGCCAGUGGCACAGCCGGUGUGGGCACCAUGCUGUUGUCUUUCGGGGUCAUCACGGUGAUUGGCUUGGCUGUGGCUGUGGUUCUAUACAUCAGGAAGAAGAAGAGGCUGGAGAAGCUACGCCACCAGCUCAUGCCCAUGUACAACUUCGACCCCACAGAGGAGCAAGACGAACUGGAGCAGGAGUUGCUGGAACACGGGCGGGAUGGGGCCUCCAUGCAAGCUGCCGCCUCCACGCAGGCUGCACAGGGCAAGACCACCCUCCCCUCCCAGGGCCCUCUGCAGAGGCCCAGUCGGCUGGUAUUUACCGAUGUAGCCAAUGCCAUCCAAGCAUGAGCCACCUGGGGAUGGGCCUGGAACGCUGACAGAAGCCACCAUGAUGCCCUCAGGGCCACCUGCCCACAGAUCAUCAAGACCUGCCCUGCCUCAGGGGAAUAGGGGAGGGCCAGGCCCCAGCUGCUCUGCAGACAACCCCCUGCUGUCUCUCCAGGGCUCUGGCCAGGCUGGGCAUCUGGCCACUGACCUCUCCUAACCCCAGGACCCUGGCACGGAGGGCAACCCUCAAGCCAGAGAGGUUGUGAGGCACUGCUGCUUGGCUUCCUCAGCCCGGGCCCAGGCUGUUCACAUUCUGUUCUGCUUCCCUGGUGUGGAGGAAAUGGCGGGGGAGACAUGGCUGAGAGGAGAGGGGGAGGAAAUGGGGGGCUCCCCAGUGUCAGGGAAAUCCCUGGGUGUUAGGGUCUGGAGUCUCCUCUGGGUGGGGAGAGGCAGCUGAGGAUGGAGCAGAAGGCAGCGUGUCAGGAGGGCUGCCUGCUCCAUCCGUGUGACCACGGGCCCUCCCAGCCAGCCAUCCCUGGCAGCCAAUGGCUCUCUAGACCAGGAGGGAGCUGAGGGGAGAAUAUUGGGGACUGUGCCCCCGAAUCCUGCAGGAGGCCUCAAGCAUGUGCAUGUCCCUACACAGGGCAGGAUGGAGACUGUGCUGACCGCACUCUGGAGCAUCAGGGUGGGCUCCAGUGUUCCCAGACCCGAGGGAAGAGGGAAGCUGUGUUUUUUUGCAUGUGGCUCCCUGUCCUGACUCCAUCAAGGAUUCAGGGUUGGAGAGAGGAGAGACUGGGUUUGAGGAUGGUGGCUGCAGAUUGAUGGGGACGGUUCUGACUGACUGAAGGCUAGACGGGGUGCUCCCUGGAAACAGACCUAAGCAACACAGUCUGUUUUUAAAUUCUCCACCUCUACUCCAUCUUUGGAAAGGGCCUUUCUGUGUUGAUGGAGUGAGCAAGGGAGUUCUGUGCACUUGGCUUCCCUCUAAGCCUGGAGGGGCAGGGCCAAUGCCAAUGCAAAGGGCAGGGUACUGGGCAGAGCCAGACUCCAAGGGCUACACUGGCCAUGCAUGCGCAUGUGAGCAUGUGCAGUGGCCCCACCACCAUCGCCAGCCUCGGCUGGCUGGAGGGGCCCCAGGGAGGGCAUGUGCGGCUCUUGCGUUGGGCACAUACCUCAUGUUGGGUAGUAAGGACCUAGGAGGCCCAAUGAGGAAGAUUCUGGAUUGAUUCCGUCUUCUAGAUGCUAUAAAUAUGUUAGCACUUGCACUAACUGGAGGGCUAUGGGUAAUUUAGGAUGCACAAAGCUGUAAUUUAACUCACAGCAUCUCUAUGUGAGAACAUUAAAGAUGUAAUUAAGAUGUUUACACGGAGAGAGUGGAGCUGGUGACACUCAAUGUGCGAAACCCCAGGUGGGGGGCGGGAGGGCUCCCAAGGGGUCCCAGCUAGGAGGUGGCAGCCCGUAGCUUUCCCUGAUGGAUUUGGAGAAGUACCUCCAGCCCUGAAGGCAAACUAGCCCAUGGGCCUCAGGCCUCCACUGUGGAAUGGGUCAACAAGCCUGCCACUCCCAACCAGUCAAGUGGACUGGGCCCCGUGGGA
Molecule: messenger RNA, 2663 nt
Organism: Ochotona princeps (American pika)
Lineage: Eukaryota; Metazoa; Chordata; Mammalia; Lagomorpha; Ochotonidae
Gene: C21H3orf18
Product: chromosome 21 C3orf18 homolog
Exons: 5
Coding region: 601-1089 (162 amino acids)
Source: RefSeq, a predicted model, not a curated record